This is a messenger RNA of Carya illinoinensis, 1242 nucleotides long. RefSeq lists its product as uncharacterized. Bases 254 to 808 code for a protein of 184 amino acids. The transcript has 3 exons. NCBI's taxonomy places the organism in Eukaryota, Viridiplantae, Streptophyta, Magnoliopsida, Fagales, Juglandaceae. The record is from RefSeq and is a predicted model, not a curated record.
UGGCCUGUUCCUCGCAGCCCCCCUUUCCCUUUUCCAAAUCACGUACCGUCGUGAAAUUCAUUGAAGCGAUUAUCUAUAAAUAUGCUCCUAAGUAUCCAUGAAGUUUAGAACGCAGCAUUCCUAGCUCGUACGUUGGAGAAUUAGCACAAGUUCUCUACGGUAGGCCAGUACCUUAAUUUACACAAACGAUCGAGCUAUAUAUUUAUUUCAGGCCUCCGUCGGUAUCUAGCUACUUUUUCAACAGAACUGUGCCAUGGCCUCCAAUAUUAGCUUGAAGAGUACCAUGGCGAUCCUGGCUCUUGUGAUUGUCUUCUUUGUGCAAGGCACGCUAGGAGGAAUAACAUGUGAGCAUCUUGACCAGGAAACAUGUGCGUUCGCUGUGUCAUCCUCCGGCAAACGUUGCGUCCUUGAGAAGCACGUGAAAAGGAGCGGAGAGGAAGCAUACACAUGCCGUGCAUCGGAAAUUGACGCCGACAAAUUGAAUGACUUGAUCGAGACUGAACAGUGCAUCAAAGCCUGUGGGCUUGACCGGAAAACAUUUGGAAUCUCAUCCGAUUCUCUCCUAGAGUCUCGCUUCACUGAAAAGCUUUGCUCACCACAGUGCUACGAAAGCUGCCCUAACGUUGUUGAUCUAUACUUCAAUCUCGCUGCCGGUGAAGGUGUGUUUCUUCCCAAAUUAUGUGAAGCACAAACAAAUAAUCCAAGGAGAGGGAUGUCCGAGAUCCGCAGCUCUGGUUAUGUUGCACCAGGACCCGUGACAUCUGCCAAGUUCACAAUUGCACCAAUAGUUGCACCAGCUCCACUCUAGAAGAGAAAUUUAUCCCAAUAUAUAUAUAUAUAUAUAUAUAUAUAGUAUAUGCACGCAAUAUUACAGAUCAUGAGUAUUUAGGUGCAUGACAUGAAUAAUGAAGUCACGCCGAGGGAUGAUCAGUAGCUAGUUUGCACCAUGCAUCAUUCUACUUUGGCGUGUGCAUGAUUUAGUUACGAAUCUUAAAUAUUGGGUGUGCUCUUCAAAUCAAUAAGGCGGUGUGUACGUACGUACGGCCUGCUCAUACAGUCAUACUUGUCUUUUGUAUACGUAGGUUGAUUAGGCAUUUAAUUACAAAUAUUAUACGUAGAAGAUAUUUGUGUGGUUUGAAUAUUUCACGGCCUUUGUGUGAUUUAUUGUAUGGUUUGGAAAUGAAGAAAUUAAAAAAAAAAAAAAAGGUUUGUCAAUAUAUAUAAUGAUUUAUCUUGUCCAAA